ACCAUGUGGUAGUGAUAAGUGAUAAGAUAGUGUCGUGAGCAUUUUCCUUGCUUUUUUAUAUUAAAUGCAAAUAUGAACGGGAAAUUUAUUAGAUCCACUCACAAGUUCUUAGUUAAUGUUUGCUCUACUAAUGUUGAACGUGGAAUGAAACAUUGCCUUAACUUUUCUACCCACAGUCCAAAAGAUGAGUUAGGUGAAGCUCGGCACAUUGUUCGAAGACAGUCAGUUUUUCAAGAUAUUAAAACAAAAAUUUUGAUCAAAGGGCCUUUAACGGUUGCUGAGUAUAUGAAGUCAAUCUUAACUGAUCCAAUCGGAGGUUAUUACAUGCAUUCGGAUGUUUUCGGUGGAAAAGGAGAUUUCACAACCUCACCCGAAAUCAGUCAGUUAUUUGGUGAGAUGAUAGCUGUCUGGCUCCUAAGCGAAUGGCAAAAAUUGGGCUGUCCAAAACCAUUUCAAAUCGUCGAGCUUGGCCCUGGAAGAGGCACAAUGUUGGAUGACAUACUGAGGGUUUUCCGAAAGUUUGGUGCAAACAAGGACAUGUCUGUGCGACUUGUGGAAGUCAGCCCACAUUUAAGUCAACUGCAGGGAAAGUUGCUGUGCCAAAGUGUAGAGCGCUGCAACACAAAUACAGAUAUCCAUUAUCAAAAAGGUCUCAUGAAAGAUUCUGUUCCUGUUUUCUGGUAUAAUUCACUUCAAGAUGUUCCUCAUCAAUUUUCUCUAGUCGUCGCCCAUGAAUUCUUCGAUGCCUUACCUAUUCACAAAUUUCAAAAAACUGAAAAUGGCUGGCGAGAAAUACUGAUUGAUAUAGAUGGAUCUAGUGAGGAUAAACUACGGUUCAUCAUCUCAAGGAAUGAAACACCAGCUUGCAAGAUGUUUAUCACACCAGCUGAAAAACGUGACCACUUUGAAGUAAGUCCUGAGAGUGGUGUUAUUAUGGAUUAUCUUGCUACUUUUUUAAGGAGGAAGGGUGGAAUCGUCUUAGUAGCAGAUUAUGGUCAUGAUGGUGAUGGCAAAGAUACGUUUCGGGCCUACAAAAAUCAUAAACAAAUCCACCCUCUGGAAUCGCCAGGAUCUGCUGACCUGACUGCAGAUGUAGACUUUGCAUACCUCCGAUCAGUUGUUGGGGAAGGAAGAGUCAUCAGUUAUGGUCCUGUAACUCAACGAGAUUUUUUGCAGAGAAUGGGAAUCGACAUUCGAUGCGAGAUAUUGAAAAAAAGGAGCCAAAAUGAUUCAGAUAAAGAAGCGUUGGAAUCAGGUCUAAAAAUGCUAACUGACGAAGAUCAAAUGGGCGUACGGUUUAAAUUUCAAUCAUUUUUUCCAGCAGUUCUCAAGGAUUAUUUUGAAAAAAAUCCUGUGUCUGGGUUUUUCAGCAAUCAGUGAUCAAUUUUACAUUUUUUUUAUCUCUACUUGUCUACAAAAGUAUUUUUUAAAUAUUGAUGUUGCUUUAACACAUCGACUACCCUGUCAGCUUGUAGAGUUACCAGUGAAUUGUCUCAUGGCCCCAUAAGGCAACAGAAACGAUAUAAGGAAGUGGGACGGUGAAAAUCAUAGACGACAUGUCUACUUUGUGGUGUUCCAAAAUCUCUGUUCCCAUUUUAUUUUUUCAAAGGAGAACUAAUCAACAUCAUUCCUUGAAGUUUCCACAGAAUUUACUUUCCACAGCACAAAAAUCAUGGAAGUUUUUAAGAAUUGAUGUAGAACAGUUUUCCAUCUAAAAAAUAAAUUAUGACAGAAAGUCUGCAACAUUGCAAACUGUGAUACAUGGUUUCAGAACAUCAUUGUCUUAUGGUAAGUUAACACCAGCAGAAAACUGGUAAGAAAUGCAGAAAGUGUAUUGAGACAAUAGUGAUACAGUUUUGGGACACCAAAGUAAUAAUCAGCAGGAUGACAGAUAGUGUCAGUGGAGUUCUAGAAGCUACCAAACUGUGGCUUAAAAGAUGCUCAUCCCAAAAUGACAGUAUCGGCCAAAUGACAUCAGAGAAUAAGAAAGUCUUGGCAGUUAAUAUGUUAACGUCCAAAGUCCCCAUGACGGGAUGGUUUGCUUAAAAUUUUCUGGUUUCAGUCCCUGCUGCAAGGAAAUUUGUCAGAAAUUUUUCAUUCCUCAGAUUUUGGUAGCAAUCUGCUUUGGACGAAUAAAGGAGGCAAACCGUGCUUUUCAAUGCAUCGGGUCUCAGGAAUAAGUUGAGAGAUCUAACCCAGAUCUCUGAGGGUGUAAUGAUUCACAAACUUUUGCUAUAGAGCCACUUAACUAUUUAGGGAGACUAUCAUUUAAUUGAAUGCAACGGAGCAUUCAAUUAGGCACCCCACAGGGAUAUUAUUUAAAUGUAUUUCCCAUGACAACCAUUCAGAAUUACUCAAUUCAAUUUGAGAAAUUCUGUGAUGAGGACGGAGCCUUUGGAUGAAAAUUGUUAACGGAAGAUUUCAAGUGUGAGGCAGUCAAGUAAUAUUUGUAUCAAGAAUAUACCUAGUUCUAAGUAAAACUUUCCUGCCUGAAUUGUUUUAUAAAUUUCCUUGUUGAGUAGUUUUGUACUUUUUGUCAACCUGUGAUCACAGAAUAAAUGUUCCUUUGGUUACCUAC
Bemisia tabaci is the source of this 2578-nucleotide messenger RNA. RefSeq names its product protein arginine methyltransferase NDUFAF7, mitochondrial. The record is from RefSeq and is a predicted model, not a curated record. Gene Ontology annotation, cellular component: mitochondrion. Gene Ontology annotation, molecular function: protein-arginine omega-N symmetric methyltransferase activity. Gene Ontology annotation, biological process: mitochondrial respiratory chain complex I assembly. Lineage: Eukaryota; Metazoa; Arthropoda; Insecta; Hemiptera; Aleyrodidae.